AAACAAAAUUUAUAAUAACCAUCAAAUAUUUAAAUACCUUAUAAAUAGCUAUACCUCAGCCAAGGGUGCAUUAGAAUAUGACUUUUUAGAAAUAUUUAUUUUAUUUAUUUGAAAGGCACAGUUAAAGAAAGGCAGAGGCAGAAAGAGAGAGAGGUCUUCCAUCCACUGCUUCACUCCUCAAAUGCUGCAAUGGCUGGAGCUGGGUGGAUCCAAAGCCAAGAGCCUGGAGCUUCUUCUGGGUCUCUUGCAUGGAUUCAGGGACCCAAAGACUUAGGCCAUCUUCUGCUGCUUCCCCAGGCACAUUAGCAGGGAGCUGGAUCGGAAAUGGAACAGUCGGGACUUGAACCGGUGCCUGUUUGGGAUGCUGGCAUUGCAGGUGGCGGCUUUACCAGCUACGCCACAGUGCCAGCCCCUAGAAUGUGAUUUUUAAAAACUAAUUUCACCUGCCUUUUAGCCAACAGUGUGUUCCUCUAUAUUGUGAUGUGGGUUUCUUUUCAUAAAGCCCCAUUCAUCUGGCUGAACUCUGAAAAAAAGUUAGAAGGCCAUCUACCUGUGAGAGUUCUUUGUCUUUAAUGCCCACGGAGAUGCCCAUCCAUUCUGCUUAACCAUCAGGGAUCAAGGAACUCUCCCAGGGCCCUCAGUGCCCUUCAGGAGAAUGCUCUGCGUUGUAGCUGAUCCUACAGCACAGCUAACUACGCAGCCAUCUGAGCUAGUAAGCUGCAGGCCAUCUGGCUUCUGUCUGUCUCUAGUCAAAGAGAAUGGCGCUGCUGGGCUCAGACCAGCUAGUAGGGAUCCAAGGUCUCAGAUUAGGCCAUGCUGGAAGGAGACCCUGGGGACCUGGGGCCUGGGGCCUGGGGCCUGGGGAAGGGAGCUCUGUUCAUUUAGGGUAUUGCUUUACCAUCUUCCUGACCAUUGAUGAGUAGGUGCUGCAAAGUAGAUCUGGAAUCUUGCCAAAAUGCAUUUUCUGUUUUUAGCACUGGACACACAGGGACUUUUUCUCUGUUAAUUUUCUUAAAUCCCCCCUGAAUCGUUCGAUUGCUAAAUGCCACCUCUUUAGCUAGGCCUGCCUUUCCCAGCCUUUCACAUCAUGUAUUUGUUUACUUGUUCAUUAUCUGCCUCACCCUCCAGAAGCCCAUGUCUAAUAAGUAGCCAUGGGCCACAUGGGGCUGUGGAGCCCUUCACAGAUCUUCCGGCCAAGGGAGGUUGUGUUGUAAGUGUGAACACCAGACUUCAAAGACUUUGUGAAACGAAUGCAAAAUCGCUUACGAAUAGCUUUUUAAUGGGGUGAAUUUCACAGUAUAUCAAUGAAUACCUUGAUAAAGCUAAAAUACUUUAAUAUUGAUUCAUGUGAAAAUAAGAUUCUGUAUGUAUUGUGUUCAAUAGCUAUAUUAUUGAAAUUAAUUUCACCUGUUUUCUCUUUUACUUCUUUUAAUGUGGCUAUUAGAGAAUUUAAAAUUGUGCAGGUGGGUUGCACGCCUAAUCUUUCUAUUGGAAAGUGCUGCUCUAGAUUGGACGUUCCGCAGUGGCAAAGGUAUCCUUGGACUGCUGCGUUGCUGAGCCUCCAGCACCUCGGACAGUGCCUGGCACAGCCUUGCACUUGCUUUGCCCUUGUGGAAUGAAAACCGGAAGCCUGUAUGUUCAUUUGUCCUGUCUGACUCUUUAUCGAGUGCCAACUCAUUUCAGACAUUUUUUGGGUGCUUAGGAUACACUGGGCAAAACAGACCAAAAAAACUUUCAUGUGUCUUCAAAUACAGAUUCAUUGCGGAAGACUAGAUGUUUCCAUUCAAGGCCAAGCAUGAUAAGGACCAGCCCUCAUUUUCUAUGUUCCUAAAAAGUUGAGAGUGAAUGGUUUAGUGGUUCCUAACCUGCCUUGUAUAUUUAGAGGUACCCAAGGAAAUUUUAUAGACUACUGAAACCAGAAUUUCUAGGAGUCACAGGCUUAUUUUUAUUUAUUUUAUUUUAUUAUUUUUAAAUAUUUAUUUAUUUACUUGGAAGAGUUACAUAGAGAAAGAAGAGAGGCAGAGAAAGAGAGAGAGAGGGAGAGAGGUCUUCCAUCUGCUGGUUCACUUCCCAGUUAGCCGCAACACCCAGAGCUGUGCCUGUCUGAAGCCAGGAGCCAGGAAUUUCUGGGUCCCCACGUGGGUGCAGGGGCCCAAGGGCUUGGGGUAUCUUCCUCUGCUUUCCCAGGCCAUAGCAGAGGGCUGGAUCAGAAGUGGAGCAGCCAGACUAAAACUGGUGCCCAUAUGGGAUUCUGGCACUGCAGGCGGUAGUUUUACCUGCUACGCCAUAGCGCCUGCCCUGGCUUGUUUUUAAAGCUCUUUGCUAUCCUGUGGAGACAGAUGUCUUUAAAUACACUGACUGUGAAAGCUUAGUUAGGUCAUUAAGUCUCCGGCUCUUUACUGGUUGUAAGACGAAUUAUCCAUACAGCCCCUGAUGGCAUUUCUCUUAAUGUGCACUCUGGCUGAUGCUGAGAGUCUAAUAAAUAUCGAUUCCUUUUAUCAUUUCCCUCCCCUCCUCUCUUCCCAUGUAACAGAAAGUGGUUUCCUCUAACAGACAGGCUUGAAAGUGAAUCUCACACAGAGGAGUAUCAUUUCUGUGUCUCAUGAGCACUCCAUAUACAAAAACACAAAAAUGAAACAAAACAAAACAAACCCUGAGCUGACCAUUUGGUGUUGCAAAGGAAUGCAAACUACAAUCAAAGCUGAAGAGAGAACAAAAAACAGAGGCUUCACUUGCCAGUGGGGUCUAGGUUUUUGGGGUAAUGCACGAGUGUAUAUGGUUACGAACUCACCUUUUUUUUUUUUUUUUAAACAUUUACUUAUUUGUUUGAAAGUCAGAGCUACAGAGAGAGCAGGAGAGAUAGAGAAACAUCUUCCAUCUGCUGAUUCAUUCCCCAGAUGGCUGCAAUGGCCAGGGCUGGGCCAGGUGGAAGCCAGGGGCCUGGAGUUUCAUCCUGGUCUUCCACUUGGGUGCAAGGGCCCAACCACUGGGUCAUCUUCCGCUGCUUUCCCAGGCGCAUUAGCAGGGAGCUGGGCCAGAAGUGGAGCAGCUGAGACUUGAACCAGUGCCCAUAUAGGAUGCUGGCACUGCAGGUGGUGGCUUGACCUGCUUUGCUACGACGUGGGCCCCAACUCACCUUUUCAGUGCCUAUGGGGCCUCCGACUAGAAGGACUUGCAUCGAUCCCAGAAGUAAAACGCUAAAACAUUGACAGUAUAAUCACGACCAGCCAGUCUCAGCUCAACGACACUGGUGGCUCAACGACAGACAGGGAUAUGCCACUGUGGCGUCUCCAUGGGCCACAGGGAGCGGGAUCUGGAGUGCUGCAGGAGGACAGGGCUUACCUGUUUUUCUCCAUGCUGCCCAGGGCCCCACUCUUCCUCCUAAGAUCUACAUGAAUACAAAGACCAGCAUUACUUCACUCCCUUUUGUGGAUACCAAGGGGAAGAAGAACAUGGUUAACUUCCCAUGCAUCAGCAACAAAAUCCUACUGAGGACACCCCUGCUGCAUCAGGAGAAUCAAACUCACAGUCACAUGCUGGCCUCUGAGCUCAAGGCUUUAGAAACAUCUUUCCACUCUGGACUUAAAACCCAAGAUCCUAAGUCAGAGAAGAAAUCACCAAGGAAGCACAAGGUGCCCCUGACAGCAUCAGAGGCCCUAAAGUUUUUUAAGAACCAGCUGUCCUUGUAUGAGCGAAGUGAAAUCCUGGGCUACACAGAGUUAUGGUUCCUGGGGCUUGAAGCUGACAAGCUCAACAUGGCUUCUGAGAAACUGAGCAAGACAAGUUUUGAUGAUGAACAUGGCUCCUACAUGAAGGUCCUACAUGACCACAUUGCCUAUCGCUACGAGGUUCUGGAGAUGAUCGGGAAAGGGUCCUUUGGACAGGUGGCCAAGUGCUUGGAUCACAAAAACAAUGAGUUGGUGGCUCUGAAAAUCAUCAGGAACAAGAAGAGAUUUCACCACCAGGCCCUGGUGGAGUUGAAGAUCCUGGAAGCUCUCAGAAGGAAGGACAAAGACAACACCUACAACGUGGUGCACAUGAAGGACUUCUUCUACUUCCGCAAUCACCUCUGCAUCACCUUUGAACUCUUGGGAAUCAACUUGUAUGAGUUGAUGAGGAACAACAGCUUUCAAGGGUUCAGUCUGUCAAUAGUUCGUCGCUUCACCCUCUCUGUUUUGAAGUGCUUGCAGAUGCUUUAUGUAGAGAAAAUCAUCCACUGUGACCUCAAACCCGAAAAUAUAGUGCUAUAUCAAAGGGGCCAAGUCUCUGUUAAAGUUAUUGACUUUGGAUCAAGCUGUUAUGAACACCAGAAAGUGUACACCUACAUCCAAAGCCGGUUCUACCGGUCCCCAGAAGUGAUCCUGGGCCUCCCCUACAACAUGGCCAUCGACAUGUGGAGCCUGGGCUGCAUCAUGGCGGAGCUCUACACAGGCUACCCUCUGUUUGCCGGGGAGGACGAAACAGAGCAGCUGGCUUGCAUCAUGGAGGUGCUGGGCCUGCCGCCAGCCCGCUGCAUUCAGAUGGCCUCCCGGAGGCAGACAUUCUUUGAUUCCAAAGGGUUUCCUAGAACUAUAGCCAACAACAGGGGGAAGAAAAGAUACCCGGAUUCCAAGGAUCUCACAAUGGUGCUGAAAACCUACGACGCCAGCUUCCUGGACUUCCUCAGAAGGUGUCUGGUAAGUAAACUGAUCAACAGUCACCCACACCAGGCUUUGUUGGUGCACAGGUGGGACCCUUCUCUGAGAAUGACCCCUGAGCAGGCCCUCAAACACACUUGGAUCCAUGAGUCACGGAACCUCAAGCCACGAGCCAGGCACCAGACCCUGAGGAAAUCCAGUUUCUGUUUGCCUCCUGAGACAAGGAAGGGUAAGGUUCAAGGAUAUCAGCUGUCCAGCAUAAAAGCAGAUGAGAGGAACAAAGAGAGGACAGAGAAAGUAAAAGACAGUGCCACUAAGCAUAUCCAGAAUGCAGGUGAUCUGAAGGACUCUGGCCAGCAUGCAACUGACACAGUCCAGCUGCCUCACCUAGCAGAAGCUCCUGGAAAAUCAGAGGCAGUCAUUGGGCCUGACGUAGCUGUGACCACCACAGGACAGCAAAGCAAAAACUCCUCUCCCAAGAACACGAAUAUUUUACCACCUAUUGUAUGACUCUUGCUGAGGGCAUGUCCUGUUCCUUCCCACCAAUGAUUUAUACUAGAGAUGGCACUCAGAUUGUACAAUACUUCAGAUUGUUGUUUUUUAAUGCAUAAACAUUUGUUUAAAAAGAAAAACAAAACACACAGCUCUAGUCUCGUGGCCAGUUGGCGUGACUUGCUUAGGAAGCAUAGAGGUGAUGUCCUUGCACCUAAACUUAAUCCUUAUGUCUUCUGGGGGGAGGAGUAGUUUUAAAUACUCAUUGCUAUGGCACCAUUCAUAGAACUCUAAAUAAAAGAAAAAAUUUUU
Molecule: messenger RNA, 5441 nt
Organism: Oryctolagus cuniculus (rabbit)
Lineage: Eukaryota; Metazoa; Chordata; Mammalia; Lagomorpha; Leporidae
Source: RefSeq, a predicted model, not a curated record